CCACAAUUCCUUCAUCUUUCACUACGGUCUUAGUCUUAGAGAGAGAAAAAAAGUUAGAAAGAGAUGGCUCCACUACAACCUCCAUCACCGGCACUAUCACCAUCACCAACCCAAACUCUCCACCACCACUUCACCCACCCAAACCACCCCCUCAUCAAGAUCUACACCGCCGCAGAAUACAAAUGUGACGGUUGCACACCCCUCGGCAUCGGAACCCGCCGCCACUGCUCCGCCGGCUGCGACUUCGACCUCCAUGAAUACUGGCGCCGCCUCUCCUCCACCCUCUCCUCCCCUCUCCAUCCCAACCACCACCUCUCCCUCCUCCACCACCCUGGCGGCUCUAACGGCCGCUUCUGCGACCUCUGCGACCACCUCGUCAACGGCCUCUUCUACACGUGCCAAUCGUGUUCUUUCGACGCCCACCUCUCUGCACCCAACUUCCUUUACACGUGCGACAUGCGUUUCACCCCCAACACGUGCUCACUCUUCAGCCGGACGGGCCUGGCCAUUGGUGUGAUCUCUGCCGACGUGGAUGUUCCACGUGGCGGUACAGGUGUGGGGCCUGUGACGUCGACGUCCACGUGGAUUGUGUUAAGGGGCCAUCGGAUGUUAUGGCAGGGCGGUGACUGGGCGGGUUCCGACCACUUGGGUCCCGCCACCGCCACUGCCACUCUGCCGGCUACUGGGUAUCUAAAUCAGCACCACAACCACCACUGCGGCUACUGGGUAUCUAAAUCAGCCGGUUUACGGUUAUAG
Molecule: messenger RNA, 756 nt
Organism: Camellia sinensis
Lineage: Eukaryota; Viridiplantae; Streptophyta; Magnoliopsida; Ericales; Theaceae
Product: protein VACUOLELESS GAMETOPHYTES
Source: RefSeq, a predicted model, not a curated record